CGUCAAGCUCAUCUUCUCCCCUCUGAUUUUUCCGCCGCCUUCUUCCGAUGCUUAUCAGCCGCCGGUGGGAUAUUUUUCCUGGCCGCCCUGAUCUUUAUCUACGCGCGUCGUUCUCUUCUCCAACCGGCCAGCAAUCCAGUUCGUUCGGUGCCUGCUCUGCUCGACGUUUCUCUGCUCCAGCGUCCAGCCUGCAAGCAGCCAAGCUUCCUCGCGUCUCCUAUGGUCGAGCGCCCUCCCCAUCUCCUUCCUCGCCCUCAGCUCGGACCGUGUCCUGCUCUCAGCUCCCUUGCCGUGGAGUUCUCUGUGUACGUUCUGGUUCCUGCUCCCUCUCCUAUGGUGGCCGCGAGCUCCCCUGCCCCAUGAUGCCGUCGCCCUCAAGCUCGUGCCCCGCUCGCCAUGGCCGCCGUCAAGUUCCUCCCUGAAGCUUCCCUGCGCACGGAUCUCUCCUUUCCCCUGCUCAUCUUCCCCGCGCGCGCCUGCUCUGUCCAUGGCCGCGUCCAGCCUCUCCAGCACCCGGCCGGAUCUUCCAUGGUGCGCGCCACCUGCUCCUCCCUGCCCCAGCCGCGUUCGACCAAACGUUCCUGCGCCCUGCUCGCUCCCUGGAGCUUCUUCCUGCGCACGCGCCGUGCUCUCAGCUUGGAAUUCCCCCGUUGUUCAGCUCAUCGCGCCCGGCUGUUUCUCCCCUGCGCGCAGCUGUGCCCUCUACUCGGAUUCCUGUUGGCCGCGCCCCCUGUUCCUCCGGGCCGGUCAAGUUCUUUCCGGCCGCGAGCUCUCUCAUGUGCGCGUUCAGCCGAGGCUCCUGCUCCCCACGCGCGUCCCUCGGUAUCUGCUCGGAUUUCGGCCCUGCCCAGCUGUUCCUCCUCUCUGCUCGCUCUCCUCCAUGGUCGUUGUGGGCUCGCCGGCGUGGUCCCUGCCCUGGCCGCCGUGGUGGCGCGCGCUGCUCCCCUGAGCUCUCCUCUGCGCACCCGGCCUCCAACUUUCCUCCCAUAGCGCCCUGCUCUGUUUACUGCUCGUCGCUCGCUUGGAAUCCUUGCUGGCGCUCAGCCCCGUUGUGCGCAGACGAGGUUGCGUCGUCAAGCUCGUCGAACCUCGUUCUUCUCUGCUCGAUCUCGUCGAACCCCGAAUCCAGAUAUUAGACAAAAAUAAGUGAGGUCUCUGUGUAUCGCUUAUCAAGUACUCGAUUGAAGACUUCAAUCGAAGAUCGUCGCCGUUCCGCGCGUCAUCAAGAAUCCCAAGAAUCGGGUGAAGACGAAGCUAGCAGCGCGAUAUUCCCCAAGCGCUCGACAAUUGCCUGGAUCGGAAAAUCACUACCGAUCUCGCGGAUUCGAGUCAGCUAUUGAAACGGUAAGCUGAUAAAUUAUCCAAAAUAGUUCGAUCGUUGCAUAAAUUGAUGUGCU
This is a messenger RNA of Zea mays, 1397 nucleotides long. RefSeq lists its product as uncharacterized. Lineage: Eukaryota; Viridiplantae; Streptophyta; Magnoliopsida; Poales; Poaceae. The coding region runs from base 397 to 990 and encodes 197 amino acids. The record is from RefSeq and is marked predicted. The transcript has a single exon.